Molecule: messenger RNA, 660 nt
Organism: Suillus bovinus
Lineage: Eukaryota; Fungi; Basidiomycota; Agaricomycetes; Boletales; Suillaceae
Exons: 4
Coding region: 86-604 (172 amino acids)
Source: RefSeq, a predicted model, not a curated record
UUCCGUUGGCCCAAGUUGAAAGUCCGAAACGCCAUAAAAAAUUAAGCGCUAAUAAUACUGAAAUAUCCUGAAAUCCUUGUCAAUCAUGGGCGCUGGCCAGUCCAAAGCGGACACAGAAGAAAAGGUCUUUUACAAUGAGACGCCCAUACAGGAUGUCGUGAACCACCUUUCAGAUCUUUCAAUGUCACCCGACACCUCGCCAGAACGGCAAUCUACACUUGAUGCCCACGUCCGUUCUCGCAUACAAGCGGAGCUGCAGCAUCUACAAGCGGAAGAGCAAAGUGUACAGAAGGAAAUUGAACUCGCUCUUGAAAGGGAGAACAUUGACCGGGAGAAGUCCUUGGCAGGCGGAGAAGUCGCCGAGGGCGAUAUCAAGAAUAGCACGAUGUUGAUGGGGGAUCUUGAAGAGAUUCGUACUAAGGUGGACAGGUUCCAGGCCAGGAGGCAGCUUAGGGAUUAUCCUGCGGUCAAGGAAAGCGGUGAAGCAGUAGUAUUAUGCUAUAGGCAAAAUCCUACUGCGCCCCUGGACUGCUGGCGAGAAGUACGGGAAUUUAACGCUAGUGUAGCUCAAGCGGAAUCGCAACAUCUCGCUUCUCUUCGGUAGGGACUGUCAAGAGCCAAGACCCAGGACACUUAUAGCACGGUCCAUGAGAUAUUUCA